Messenger RNA from Toxorhynchites rutilus septentrionalis, 938 nucleotides. RefSeq lists its product as uncharacterized. Bases 73 to 840 code for a protein of 255 amino acids. The record is from RefSeq and is a predicted model, not a curated record. Lineage: Eukaryota; Metazoa; Arthropoda; Insecta; Diptera; Culicidae. The transcript is spliced from 2 exons.
CAACAACCGCGUUCCUUUUUUCAGACAGACGUCGAGAAUCAGUAGUUUGAACGGUUUGCACUUUCAAACGCCAUGAAUCGCAAGCCACCACCUCGGAACACAGUGGAAGACAAAGAUGACCGAAUACGAGUAUGCUACAAAGGCAAGAAGUUUGUGAUCCCCCGUUCGGAAUACACCAGAAGCCUAACGCAGGAGGAUCAUAAACGAGAUGGUUUGGUAGAUCAAAAUACGGAAAAAGCGGAUGCGUCCAUCGAAUGUGGAACAAAGUUGGAUUCAGACCUUGUUGAAACGACAACUACCACAAAUUUUCUCAACAAGUUCGUGAACGGCUUCCGUGAAACCAUGGAACCAUCAAAUACGCCGAACCAUGCCGAGAAAUCCAGCUCAGUUCAUAAUUACGCUCUGGAAGACGCCACUGAAAGCAACGCAUCGAUUGUGGAAGACGAACCCGUCCGGAUGGUUAGUUUCACGGAAUGCACCGAAACGAGGACUUCCCAGCCAGGGUCAAGCACAACGUUUGCUAUCCCAUCCUCCGGUUGUUUGAAUUCUCGAACCUCCCAAGAGUCUGUUGGGUCGCUGUCGGAACUGAAGAGCAACAUGAUCGCCCUCAUCAACCAAACCAUUGGUGAGCUGCAAUCGCGGCAGAAUGUGGUGGUGACGCAGGGAGGAAACGACGUGGGAAACGUGGUAUCGAUGCAUCCUGGCGGGGAUGGCUCGGGGGUGGUCCCGCGAAUAAGGAACGUUGAUGAAAUACGGCAAAUGAAAAGAGACAUCAAGCUACGCUUGCUGACGGAAAUCGAAGUGGUAUUGAUGCGGCUUAAGGAUAUGGAGCGGGAGUAGAAAGACUUUUUGUAUUUAUUAUGAUUUUUUUGAAUUCUGGAUUUUUUCUUAAUGUAGUAAAUUUUGAUCAGGUUGAGAACAAAUUGUGUUCUGAAACG